Molecule: messenger RNA, 327 nt
Organism: Prorocentrum cordatum
Lineage: Eukaryota; Dinophyceae; Prorocentrales; Prorocentraceae
Source: the annotation of a GenBank genome assembly
GAGGAGGAGGAGGAGGAGGAGGAGGAGGAGGAAGAGGGCGAGGAGGAGGAGGAGGAGGAGGAGGAGGGCGGGGAGGAGGGGGCUGCGUCGUCCUCGCGCGCCUGGCCGAGCUCGUCCCUUCCCCCCCUGGGGACGGCUGUCGCCCUGCGGCGAGCAGCUGCCGUCCCUGGGGGGGCCGGCGCAGAGCGCUGGAGGACCGCGCCGGCACCCACCUGCAGUGCAUGUGGACCGCUCGCGGCCCCCCAGACAGACAGAGGGAAAAGAAUGAGGAGGAGGAGAAGAGGAGGAGGAGGAGGGGACCAAAAGGAGCAGGGAGAGGUGCGGUGA